AUGGAGCUGGGAAUUGCACAUGGAGAGCAACUGGGCACCUGUGGGCUGCAACCAGGCAAAUGGAAAAAGCCAGCUCAUAUGCCAGCUCCCCAGAAGGUGAGGUCACAGAAAAGCUCCGAAGCAGGGUCUCAGAUAUGGAUAUCAAUGGGGCAUCGCAUAAAUCAGGAGUGUGAUCAAAUUCUUUCCAAUGCAGGAGCGGCCAAGAAGGGGUCCAAAAAAAUUGUCAAAAAAACACCACCCAAGGGCGGCAAGAAGAGGAAGCGGUCCAGAAAGGAGAGUUACUCCAUCUACAUCUACAAGGUGAUGAAGCAGGUCCACCCGGACACCGGCAUCUCCUCCAAGGCCAUGAGCAUCAUGAACUCGUUCGUCAACGACAUCUUCGAGCGCAUCGCCGGCGAGGCUUCCCGCCUGGCCCACUACAACAAGCGGCAGACCAUCAGCUCCCGGGAGAUCCAGACCGCCGUGCGCCUGCUGCUGCCCGGGGAGCUGGCCAAGCACGCCGUGUCGGAGGGCACCAAGGCGGUGACAAAGUACACCAGCUCCAAGUGAAACGCCACAAUGCACUGAACAA
This is a messenger RNA of Carcharodon carcharias (great white shark), 571 nucleotides long. Its product is annotated as histone H2B-like. Gene Ontology annotation, molecular function: protein heterodimerization activity; structural constituent of chromatin; DNA binding. Gene Ontology annotation, cellular component: nucleosome. NCBI's taxonomy places the organism in Eukaryota, Metazoa, Chordata, Chondrichthyes, Lamniformes, Lamnidae. The coding region runs from base 1 to 549 and encodes 182 amino acids. The transcript has 2 exons. The record is from RefSeq and is a predicted model, not a curated record.